This is a messenger RNA of Dacryopinax primogenitus, 514 nucleotides long. RefSeq lists its product as uncharacterized. The transcript has 2 exons. Lineage: Eukaryota; Fungi; Basidiomycota; Dacrymycetes; Dacrymycetales; Dacrymycetaceae. Bases 163 to 336 code for a protein of 57 amino acids. The record is from RefSeq and is a predicted model, not a curated record.
UCUAGCCAACGUUCUCUUGAUGUGCCAGCACGAGCGCAUAUAUGCGCCGGAGCCGGACACGGAUUGUCGAUCGGGGUGUCCCUUGACAAGGGACUAUUGUCAUACCGCGACUGGUCUGACCUCGUCGAUGGUGGACCGAAGCAGAGGGCCUGUCGAUGGCUCAUGGCAACCAGGGAAGGGAACCUUGUGCUGAGCUUCUUUAUGGGACCGGUGUUGACUGCCCUCGCUUGGGCGCCGUUUGUGGGUAAUGCGGGCGGCGAAGGCGUUUGUGUAUGGGGCGAGGAAGAACCUCCCAAAGAUCCAGACCCAGAUCCGAAGAAGCCGUUGAUGUACUAGACGCAUCUACUCAUGGAUGUAUGCGAUACAGAAAACGCCAUGCGACUAACGAGCCUGCAAGAGAUCUUGCUAUGCCUGUGGGUGUCGACCUGUUAUCCUCUGAUCCUGUCAACCUCGAUCCUCCAGUUAGACCAGUCUGUGAUUCCUGCCGUACCAUGUGUAUGAUAGAUGCAAUUUC